This is a messenger RNA of Dioszegia hungarica, 360 nucleotides long. RefSeq lists its product as uncharacterized. The record is from RefSeq and is a predicted model, not a curated record. The coding region runs from base 1 to 360 and encodes 119 amino acids. The transcript is spliced from 3 exons. Lineage: Eukaryota; Fungi; Basidiomycota; Tremellomycetes; Tremellales; Bulleribasidiaceae.
AUGGCUUCACUUCAAGCCGAAAGGGCGUCUAUCACCAGUACGACGAGCCUCCAAGCAAGAGCGGCAGCUCCGCCCAAGCAGACGGGAUGUUACGCCAACGUAGGCAAUACCUGCCUCUACAAGUCCGAAGUCGUCCUCAUCGGCGUGGGCGUAGCUGUCUUCGUCCUGCUUCUCAUCGGAGUGGCGAUCUGCAUCUGCCUUAAACGGCGCAAAAGCAGAAAGAUCCGAGCGGCCGGUGCCUCUGAAGACGGACACGCUUUCGUCCCCCUCAAGCCCAUGCCCGCGCCCGGAGGACGUUUCGUUCAACCCAAAGGAAGUCUGCUGGCGGGUGCAAGGACUAGGGUGCAGCAGAUGCUAUAG